This is a messenger RNA of Acytostelium subglobosum LB1, 984 nucleotides long. RefSeq lists its product as hypothetical. The transcript has 3 exons. The record is from RefSeq and is a predicted model, not a curated record. Bases 1 to 984 code for a protein of 327 amino acids. Gene Ontology annotation, cellular component: cytosol. Gene Ontology annotation, molecular function: ATP-dependent FeS chaperone activity; ATP binding; 4 iron, 4 sulfur cluster binding. Gene Ontology annotation, biological process: iron-sulfur cluster assembly. Lineage: Eukaryota; Evosea; Eumycetozoa; Acytosteliales; Acytosteliaceae.
AUGAGUGGAACAACAAAGGAAUUGGUACAACCUCCUCCUGAACAUUGCCCAGGAACAGAGUCGGCAUCAGCUGGCAAAUCAGAUGCUUGCAAGGGUUGCCCAAACCAACAGAUAUGUGCAGAUGGCCCAAAGGGUCCAGACCCUGACAUUGUCGCGAUAGAGGAGAGGAUGGCAUCGGUCAAGCACAAGGUGUUGGUACUCUCGGGAAAGGGUGGCGUCGGCAAGAGCACAUUCUCAUCGCAGCUCAGCUUUGCAUUGGCUGCGCAACAGGAUACGCAGGUCGGCCUGCUCGACAUUGACAUAUGCGGCCCAUCCAUACCCAAGAUCAUGGGACUCGAGGGCGAGCAGAUACACACAAGCAACCAGGGUUGGGACCCAGUCUACGUCGAGGACAACCUCGCCGUCAUGUCCGUGGGCUUCCUGCUGGACAGCGAGGAGGAGGCAGUCAUCUGGCGUGGACCAAAGAAGAAUGGUCUGAUCAAACAGUUCUUGAAGGAUGUGUUCUGGGGCGAGCUUGACUACCUGGUUGUGGACACACCGCCUGGCACCUCAGACGAGCAUCUCUCCAUCGUACAAUACCUCAAGACUUCCAACAUUGAUGGAGCAGUCAUCAUCACCUCACCUCAAGACGUCUCACUCAUCGAUGUAAGAAAGGAGAUCAACUUCUGCAAGAAGGUUGGUGUCAACAUCAUCGGUGUCGUUGAGAACAUGUCUGGCUUUGUCUGUCCCAAGUGCACUAAAGAAUCACAGAUAUUCAUACCAACAAGUGGUGGCGCAGAGGUGAUGGCAAGAGAGAUGAAUGUUCCAUUCCUUGGAAGAAUACCAAUUGAUCCACUCAUUGCCAGAUCAUGCGACGAAGGCAAGAGUUACCUGACCACCUAUCCAGACUCUGAAGCGACCAAGCAAUAUCGAAUCAUUUUCGAAAAGAUCAAGCAGACUAUCAGCAACAACUACAACAACAAUAACAAUAACAACAAGAGUUAA